This is a messenger RNA of Sus scrofa (pig), 4161 nucleotides long. It is a transcript of the gene REEP5, whose product is annotated as receptor accessory protein 5. The record is from RefSeq and is a predicted model, not a curated record. Lineage: Eukaryota; Metazoa; Chordata; Mammalia; Artiodactyla; Suidae.
UGCAAAGUCAAACUGAAUGAGCAGACGGGUUGUGUAGGAAAAAGAGAGAAUGGUGGGGGCCAGUUUGUGCCCAGGAUCAGCGAAUGCUAAAGAACUGGAGCUCUGGUCUGCAAGUUCCUUUAAAGCUUAAGCAAGGAGGAAAACUCUGCAGCAGGGUGCAGAUCACAGGAGAAAGAAAGAAUACUUUCAAAAGGAGUUUCCUGAAAUGAUGGGCAAGCAAUAACAAGAACAUAAGUUUAGGUGGAGGAAAAGCAUGAGCACAACAUUCUGAAGGAAGCAAAGUGAAGUUCUGGCCCUAAAACCUGGAAUUAACUUCUACAGGGUAAGUUUUCUUGAAAGGCAAGCACACACCAAUGUCUCCGCGGGGAUUUGGAAAUGAUAGCAGACAUCAAGCAAAUGCCAAGCCCGCCAUGAAAAGGUUUAAUCUGUUCACUACUUUCUUGUAGAUGGUGUCGCUCAGAGGAGGGUGGUAAAUUUCUUACAGGAUUUCGAAAAGUGAGAAAAACGCUGCCGAGUUUCGGCAACGAAGCAAAAAACAGGUCUGCCGCCAAAGAGCUUUUUCAGAAUGGUCGUGCAUUUCAACUUUUCGAUUUAAAAUGUCUUAGGUUUAGCAGAGCAGUGUAGGUGCACUGAACCAGCCCCACUACUUUGCAGUUGGGAGCCACAAAGCCGCCUCCUUUCGGAUUUGCGAAAGGCGCUCACAAGAUUCAUCACCCCUUUUUCACCCAGUUAACAGAGGCGGAGGGCGGCAGCUCGGCGGGGGAGCGCAUGCCACUCCAUCUGCCACCCGGGGUGUGGCACUGGCUGCAGAGCUCCGGGCUGUGGACGGAGGAGGGGGUGGGGCGCUUGUGGUGUGGCGUGGGCGGGGCAGGGAGAGGGGCGGUGGGGAGCGGAGCUGAGAGACGCAUCCAAGCGCCCGCCUCCGGCCCCGCCCGCCGCUGCCAUCCCCGCCCCCCCGUCAUCUCCCCUCUGCGGCCACCCGCUACUAGAAGCAGCCCCGGGCGGCGGUGCGACGGUCCCCGCCAUGUCUGCAGCCAUGAGGCAGAGGUUCGACCAAUUCCUGCACCAGAAAAACUACCUGACUGACAUCUUGGCCAAGAUCGAGGCCAAGACCGGCGUGAACCGGAGCUACAUAGCGCUAGGUGUCAUCGGGCUGGUGGCCUUGUACCUGGUGUUUGGUUAUGGAGCCUCUCUCCUCUGCAAUCUGAUAGGAUUUGGCUACCCAGCCUACGUCUCAAUUAAAGCCAUAGAGAGUCCCAACAAAGAAGAUGAUACCCAGUGGCUGACCUACUGGGUAGUGUAUGGUGUGUUCAGCAUUGCCGAAUUCUUCUCUGACCUCUUCCUGUCAUGGUUCCCCUUCUACUACAUGCUGAAGUGCGGCUUCCUGCUGUGGUGCAUGGCUCCCAGCCCCGCCAACGGAGCAGACCUGCUCUACCAGCGCAUCAUCCGGCCCUUCUUCCUGAAGCACGAAUCUCAGGUAGACAAUGUGGUGAGUGACUUGAAGGACAAAGCCAAAGAGACGGCGGAUGCCAUCACUAAGGAAGCCAAGAAAGCCGCCGUGAAUUUAUUGGGUGAGGAGAAGAAGAGCACCUAAACCACUGGCUGGAUGAAAGCUUCCUGCUCUCCCUGUACCUUCCUAUUAGAGCUCGAUGUUAUAUUAGGAACUGUGGUAAAAUAAUUUGAAUAAUGUUGCCUUGGAAACAUUUUUGAUAUAUAUAAAAAAAGGAAUAUGUUGUAAGAUUUUUUGCUUACCUUUACUGUCUAUAUACAUAGGGACAGUGUCCAAGUUUUUGGAAAGUAGAUUUUGCCUCUGGGUAGGAAAAGACUUAUGUUACCAUGUAGAAAUAUGAACUUCAAAUUAAAUUAUAAUAUCCCAUGGGCCUUGUACUUGAGUAGGCUUUCUGCAUGCAUUUUCUCUGUACUUAUAUUUUAGGACACUCUUUCGGUUCUACUUCAUGUAAUGUGCAAUUUUGUAGUAAAUGUUUUAAUGUAUCUGUGCGUACACACACAUGUGGGGAAUGUUCCUGUGCGCAGAUGCGUGCAGAUGCCCACAGGGAGUGCCUGCCAAAGGCUGAAGACUCCCUUGUGCUGGUGUGAUCUGCCCAGUAACACUCCAGAAAAUGAACACCAGUGAGUCAUGUUUCAAAUGAACAGUUAAUUGAUAAAUGAGGCAGAACGGAAGUUGGCCUGGUUGCUUGCGUUCCUAACACCAUAGCAGCUGAAUACCAGUACAGCUUUGUAAAGCAGUCGUUUGAGUGGCAGCUGGGGAAAUGUACACACACGUUACCACUCCCAAUUCGGUAGAACUAGUACCAUUGUCUUGUAGCUUUUUAAAAACUGGCUGAUAAGCUUGAUAUUCGUCUGCUUUUAAGAUGCUAUAGUGGAAACCAUCCCCUGUUUCACCUUCAUAGCCAAGCAACAUGUUGGUUUAGUCUUGUUUCUUUCCCAGGCUCUUUUUAAACUGUUUAAGGAACAUCCAGAGACUUCCCCACCUCUUGUUAUAUGUACAUUCUUGUUUAUAUUGUUAGCAACUAGAGGCUAAGGAUGUCACCAGGCUCGAAGAGCCAUUCUGGGAGAGGAAAGGAAGGAUGACACGCCCCAUCAUCUGGCUGGCAGUGGCUAAGCCAAACUGCCUUCACCUUCUUUCCUUGGCCUGUAAGGUCUAGCACCAGAGGCUUCCCUAGUUUACAAGUCAGAAUCAUUUGUAGUCCAUUUCCUUGCCUGCAUCUCCAUGCUUUGUUUUGAUAAUCUGCAUAUAAUGUCACUAGCCUGAUUGGCCAAAUAGCUUAUAGGGAUCUUGACAACUUGUCUGUACUGGAGAAUUGGAGCUUUAUAUCAGCCAUACUACUAGGAUCCUUCUGAAUUGGACUAUACUGACUAAAACAAGAGUAUAACAAAUAACAUAAUUAAAUAUCCAGGCCUGUAUAUUACUUUUUAAAGCAAAUAAAGAUGAUUUGUUGUCUUGCAGAUAACAAUUAGGUAAAAUCAUAAUGAUGUUUUAUGAUGUAAAAAAUAUCAAACCAAUGAAAAAUCAGGGACAGUAUCACCCAAAUAUUAUAAUAAUAUGGAUGAGGACAUUUAUUUUUUCCAGUGGGGGAGUGUGAUGAUGAUAAGGCAGCUUAUUAAACUUUAUUUUAAAAAAUCAAAACUUUAUUUUGUCUUUUUGAGGGUUGCACUCACGGCACAUGGAGGUUCCCAGGCUAGGGGUCUAAUCGGAGCUGUAGCUGCUGGCCUACACCACAGCCACAGCAACGCAGGAUCCAAGUCGAGUCUCCAACCUACCACAGCUCGUGGCAAUACCUGAUUCUCAACCCACUGAGCGAGGCCAGGGAUCUAACCCACAACCUCAUGGUUCCUAGUCAGAUUUGUUUCUGCUGCAUCACGACAGGAACUCCAUAAAAAAUAAAAAUCAAAACUUUAGAAAGCAAACAGAAUUAGUUGUUAUUAGAAGAAUAUCAAGCCUUAGAUUAAAGGGGGAAGAAAAAAGGACCUCUAGGAAUAGUUAAAUCCCUUUCCCCAUAAAAAAUUCGUUUCUUGAUGUGAAAAAGUAUGAAAAUUAGCAACUUCUGGCAUGGAGACUAUAUAGUCAGAUUGAUAGUAUACAGAAUAUGUAACUUUUUGUAUGCAAAAUAUCAGGCAAGAUGGGGAAGCAAAAAGUUACUGUUGCUCUUAACUACUUACAGCCUAAUAAUCAGUUUAAAAACUACUAUAGAAAGAAAAUUAUGCAGUUUUUUUUUUUAAUCACCAUAGCUUUCUCUUACAGUGCAUUCUCUAGGAAAUUUUACCUUUUUUUGGCAGUCAUAAUGUACAUAAUAUUAAUGACAGAAGUUAUGAGUUGAAAAUUCUAUCUCAGUUUAGAUUUCCCAAAUAAUAUAUUGCCAUGGCUAGAGUAUUUGAAAAACUAAUUGAGCCUGUGUCUAGCUAUAAGACAAGCAAUUAUUUGUACACAAGUACUGUACUGGGGAUAUGUAAAGUUAAAGAAUGCCUACAAUAAUUCUUCUCCUGCUUAAAAGCUUCUGAUUGACAGUCACUGCUGCUCCAGGGAGUCUUCUAUCUACAGCCUGAAGGAAAUGAGCAUAGCCUUUAAAAGUUACCCCCUCCUGAAGAUGUGAUAUAUAUUAAAUGGAAAUGGAUGAAAAUAAAAUUCCGUUAUCUCACUGA